This is a messenger RNA of Gregarina niphandrodes, 1137 nucleotides long. RefSeq names its product GATA zinc finger protein. The transcript has a single exon. Gene Ontology annotation, biological process: regulation of DNA-templated transcription. The coding region runs from base 1 to 1137 and encodes 378 amino acids. NCBI's taxonomy places the organism in Eukaryota, Apicomplexa, Conoidasida, Eugregarinorida, Gregarinidae. The record is from RefSeq and is a predicted model, not a curated record. Gene Ontology annotation, molecular function: sequence-specific DNA binding; zinc ion binding.
AUGACUGCCGGACCCACCUCUCUUGGCGGAGGCCUCGAAAAUGGCCCAUGGAAAGCAACCCCAGACAUCUGGGUAGCACGCUUCGAAAAUAUACCACUCGCCCACGGACGUCUCCCCGCUGCCCGUCUAGUCGCUGGAAAUGCAGUUGCUGGAAAUGCAAUCCCCCCGGGAAAUAAUCGUUCCGCUGGACCGCCGACUCCACCAGUCCACGGUAACGUCAUGGCAACAACCGUGGCGACGGCCGUGGCCACUGCGAGUAUAGGUGCAGUUAAACAACCAACUGGAAACGCGCUCAGUCAGCCCACUGCCGAUCCUCAAACGAUGACCGACGGUCAACCCAUCACGGCCGGUCAACCCAUGACGGCCGGUCAACCCAUGACGGCCGGUCAACCCGUGAUGCAGGCAUCCGUUCCUUCGAUCAACCACCCACUCGGUGCACUCGUCGAUAAAGUCGUUUCUAGACCGGUCGUGGUACCGGGAACUAACCCGCUUUUGUUCAAUAUCAUAUAUGAGGCCAUGACCUCGGUGGACGUGGACACUGAAAUCAUUGAAACGCUUACCGGGAAAAGGCCCCGCAAGCGAGUCGCCGGACAGCCUGGCGGUCCAUCGCCUGAUAGCGUAUACACGAAAGUCAGACCCGGCCCCUUUUCGAUCCUGGCGCCUGAUGGUGGUUCAUCAUCCAGAGAAAUAGUAGGUGACAAAAUCAACAACGAAAUUUCCGAAGGUCGUCAUCACUCGAACGAAAGUCGCGGCGAAGGUCGUCACUCCGGCGAAGGUCGUCGUGACUCGAACGAAGGUCGCCGCUCAGCCGCUUUGAUACGGUCAGAGUCAGAAUCCGCACUUUCCCAACGAGAGAGGUCCAAAGGAGAAAAAAGGUCAUAUGGAGCAGCUGUUACCGUUGACGGUUGUUGCCGGCAUUGCGGAACCGAGGAGACGCCCCAAUGGCGCUACGUCCAUCGCGAGAAGUUUUGCAACGCAUGCUACAUGCGAAUAAAGCGUUGGGUGCAUUCGAACUUAAAUGGUCGGAGACUCCCUUCCAGAGCUCGCUCGGAUGUAGACCCCGAAGAUGACGCCAAGUUCUCCCAACAAGCCCAAGAAAUCGUUACCAUCGCGCUUCGUAGUCUUUCGAAUGCUUGA